AUGUCCACCAACCUUCGGAACAGCGUCACAAAUGCCGACUCAACCAUAUUCUCGACAUAUUCUGAGCGGUCGAUGGCACAGCUCCCUCGCCCAGCGAGUACUGGGAAUAUGUUCCAGGGAAUCAGGCCGUCACCCACCGACCCCAUGGUCGGCCCUACGGAUGACCCCAACGAAAGUCCCAGCGACUUUCCCGAGACCUCGAUUCGCUUUGACUCGAUCGGCCCCGAUAUCGACUCGCUGCUUUCCGGAGCCAGUGCAGCCGAUUCAGACACAUCUCAGUCCCCAGACUCAACAUCGCCGGCACAUUCGCACUCACAGCCCAAGGAUAGUCGUGGGUUUGGGCGGCCGUCGCUGGUGGCAAGCCCAUCCUCCCAGCCCCAGAACCGGGCGUCGGUUGGAUCAAAUCCCAAGGCCAGACGUCUAUUUGGAUUCAACCUAAAAUCCAAAGUCGGUUCCCUCGAUGCCCUGUCCAUUAAAAUCAGUCGGUCGCCUUCCACCAACGCCGUGGCCUCAAAGACAAGCGAGUCGGUGGUCCAGCCAGAGAUGCCUCGUCGUCGUCCGCUCAGUGUUCGAUCUCUGAGCGCUAGCAACGCUCAUUCGAUUCAAAGCUCGCCGACAAUGUCCUGCUCGACAGGCAUCGAUUCUCCUACACUCGACAAUGGCUCCUCCAGCGCCAACGAGGCACACACACACUCGAGUCAAUCGGACAUGCUAUCUCUCGUGUCGGAGGCAUCAUUCUCAUUUGGGAGCAUCGCGAGCGUAGCGCAGGCGGCAGGUCCUCCAGACGGCGUAAAGGAGGCCAAGCGCAAGAUGAUUAUUCAAGAGAUCUUUGAGACCGAGAAAAACUACGUGCGGGACCUCGAUCUUCUGAUAGAGUGCCUCCGGCGACUCGGCUCGAUGCUGCCGCCGCCGCUCGAAGAAAGCUUCCAUGGCAUCACAAGCAUAUUUAACUUCCACAAACGCUUUGUGUGCUUGAUGGAAUAUUCGAUGAGCGCAGAGGAGACACUCUCGAGGAUAUUUGGCGACACGAAAGACAAGUUCGAGGCCUACACCGAGUAUUGCACCAACCACGAGCGGCUGUCCAAGCAGUGGAACGAGUUCGAAGCCAAGGUCGAAGUAAACGGCAUCAUCCAAGAGUUCAAGGUCGAAAAGGGCACCCGACUCAACCUCGCCGACUUUAUGAUAAAGCGGAUAUGUCGCUAUCCUUUGUUGAUCCAGGAGCUGAUCAAAAACACAAGCACUUCGCACCCAGCCCGAGACGGCUGGCUCGAUGCCCUCUCAGCCAUGCAGGCCGUUGCCUCAAACAUUGACGAGGCAAAAAAAAGCAUGGAGCUCAAGGAGCGGACCGUGCGGCUCAUCACUCGACUCGACAACUUGACACCGGAGCUCAACCACGGAAUCGGAAACAUCAUCAUAGGCGGGCCGCUGUACGUCUACAACUUUGACGCACGGUCGCCACGGACGGCAUACCGGGGGGUCUUUCUGUUCAAGAAGUACAUUGUCAUCAUCAAGCCGAAGAAGGCCACGCAAUACAACCUCAAGCUGUUGUUGCAUUUGCCAGAGUACUAUCUACGAACGCUGACAAAAACCGACUCCUCACUGGCAAACGGAUGGAGACUCCGAAAUAUCCACAACGGCACCUUCUACGACUUUGGCGCACACUCGGAGCGUGAGCAAUGCAGCUGGAUCUCCGCACUAGAGUCCCUCGUCGCGGAAGACUUGGGCGACAUCUCUCCAACAGCAUCUGCGCUCGGCAAGUCCACCGUCUUUGCGAGUCGGGCAUCGGUUUCGCGGCGAGGCGACGGCAUGAAGCCUUGCAACAGCAUCGAGAGCAAGCUAAACAUGUCGACGCUUGAUUUCAUGGACGACGGGCAGACCUCAACAGCAUCAGAGGAUGUUGGCUCCGACAGCGGCAUGUCGAUAGAGCAGCCCGCUGCGGGAUCGUCUCAGCGGAGCGGCCGCAGGAAGACAGGCUCUCUGUGGAGGCAGUCGAGCCUGGAUCUGAAGAAGGACGAGUCCGGAGAGACCCUCGGAACGAGCUUGACCUGUCUCUCGGCCGAUGCAGAGCAGUCGCCAGACAGCCCACAGGCGAUGCUGCUUCCACGGCGCGGCAGCAAGUACUCGCGGCACCGCAAAGCAUUGUCGAUGCAGUCCACGCCGCCGCUGCAUCGAUCGGGGUCGCACGAAUCGAUGGGCGGAGCGAAAUUCAGCAUGCGGGCCCAGGUCUCUGGAAGAACUCGGUCCGAAAACCCACUGAGCAAGGAAAUCUCCAUCGGCACCGACACAGAGAGCAGCGCCAGCAGCAACCCGGCCGACUGA
This is a messenger RNA of Polychytrium aggregatum, 2319 nucleotides long. RefSeq lists its product as uncharacterized. NCBI's taxonomy places the organism in Eukaryota, Fungi, Chytridiomycota, Chytridiomycetes, Polychytriales. The record is from RefSeq and is a predicted model, not a curated record. The transcript is spliced from 9 exons. The coding region runs from base 1 to 2319 and encodes 772 amino acids. Gene Ontology annotation, molecular function: guanyl-nucleotide exchange factor activity.